ACCCCCGCCUCCCCUACACAACAGGUCCCAGCCGCCGCCUCAUGCUCCCCAGCGCCUCAUCCCCUCGGAGAGGGCGGCCGUGCGGAAGGGACGUUGGGGAACGGAGAGGACAGGGAGGCUUCGCAGCCGGUGGGAGAUCUCUGCGGAACUUCUCCCGCCCGUCACCAUCCUCGCCUCCCGCCUCACGGCCGCCGCGGGCGGUCGCACGCUGCGGCAGCGCAGGCUCUCGCUCACGGCCCGCGGCGGUGCCGGGUCCCCCCCCGCAUCCUGCCCCCGCCCCGGCGCACAGGAGCGGCUUCCCGCCGGCGUCUCUGGUUCGGCUGGGCUUUCGGCCGGAGCAAGUGUGGAGGUGUUGUACGGGCAAGACUUAAAACAACAGGGGACCUAAUUUGCUGAGAUGACACAUCACCUUACAUAUAUAGAACAUCUGUUACCAUGCUUCAUGGCAGAAUCUGCUUGACUGUGCUGGAAGCAUUAUCAGACAAAAUAUGUAAGUGAUUAAAUAAACACGAACUAGCAAACUGUA
Pezoporus flaviventris is the source of this 526-nucleotide messenger RNA. RefSeq lists its product as uncharacterized. NCBI's taxonomy places the organism in Eukaryota, Metazoa, Chordata, Aves, Psittaciformes, Psittacidae. The record is from RefSeq and is a predicted model, not a curated record. The transcript is spliced from 2 exons. Bases 42 to 371 code for a protein of 109 amino acids.